AUGGUCAAUUUCAAUCCUCGAACGGAUAUUCCACCACUCACAGACAAAGUCAUACUCGUGACAGGAGGCAACAUAGGUCUCGGAAAGCAAUCAAUUCUCGAAUUCGUUCGCCACCAACCAAAGGAGAUAUGGCUUGCAGCGAGAAAUCUGGAAAAAGCCACGGCCGCAGCUGAGGACAUCAAGCGCCAAGUACCUGGUGCGAACAUCACGUUGCUCGAAAUGGACCUGUCGUCGCUUGAGAGCGUCAAGAACGCGGCGGAUCGGGUUCUCGCCACAACCGAGCGACUGGACAUAUUGAUGCUCAAUGCCGGUAUCAUGGCGGCGCCGCCGGGCACGACGAAGGACGGGUACGAGGUCCAGUGGGCCACUAACCAUCUUGGACACGCACUUCUCGCGAAGUUGUUGGUGCCCCUUCUCGAAAAGACGGCGAAGCGAGCAGGAAACGGAGACGGUGCAGGUGGUGGCGACGUGAGGAUCGUGUGUCUGUCGAGCCGCGGACACGUCUACGGGCCCAAAGGAGGCGUGUCGUUUGAGAGUCUCAAGACGGACGGGGCGACCCUGGGCGCGUACCAACGCUACGGACAGAGCAAAUUGGGGAAUAUCCUCUGGGCGAGGGAGAUGAGUAGGAGGUACCCCUGGAUGAAGGUGGUCAGUGUGCAUCCGGGCGUCGUGGGUACGAACCUGUUGAAUGGCGCGACAGGCAGUCCGGCGUGGAUCAAGGCUGUGUUGGGCGCGAGUAAAGCCGUAGGGUUGACGGCUAGUGUCGAGAAGGGUGUGAGGAACCAGCUUUGGGCCGCGACGGCCGACGAAGACAAGGUCAAGAAUGGAGAGUACUUUGAGCCCGUGGGCGUGAUGGGAAAGGGCAGUAAGGAGAGUAAGGAUGAUGACUUGGCCAGGAAAGUGUGGGAAUGGACUGAGGCAGAGCUGGAUCGGUUUCUUGCAUGA
Exophiala spinifera is the source of this 945-nucleotide messenger RNA. RefSeq lists its product as uncharacterized. NCBI's taxonomy places the organism in Eukaryota, Fungi, Ascomycota, Eurotiomycetes, Chaetothyriales, Herpotrichiellaceae. The transcript has a single exon. Bases 1 to 945 code for a protein of 314 amino acids. The record is from RefSeq and is a predicted model, not a curated record.